Fomitopsis serialis is the source of this 1344-nucleotide messenger RNA. Its product is annotated as Metallo-dependent phosphatase-like protein. Gene Ontology annotation, molecular function: hydrolase activity. The record is from RefSeq and is a predicted model, not a curated record. The coding region runs from base 1 to 1344 and encodes 447 amino acids. NCBI's taxonomy places the organism in Eukaryota, Fungi, Basidiomycota, Agaricomycetes, Polyporales, Fomitopsidaceae. The transcript has 11 exons.
AUGCGCCCCGCCCUCCCAGCAGCGCUGCUGCUCCCGACGCUGGCCGCCGGCGGGCUCGUAGACACGAUCGAGCGCACGGUAGCAGGCGUCGUAGACUGCGCGACGUGCCACUCCGCGCUGCCGACGUUCAAGGCCCUCGCCGCCCUCGGCGACGCGCGGUUCGUGCAGACGAUCGCAGCGGCGUGCACAGACCUGAAGAUCGAAGACGCGGACGUGUGCGAGGGCGCGAUCCGCACGCAGGGCCCCAUCCUCGCCCACGACCUCCGCCACUUCUCCCUCUUCGGCGACACCGCGACCAAGUUCUGCGAUGCCGUCUUUGGCAUGUGCGACCUCCCGCCGGUCACCCCGUGGCGCGUGCCGUUCCCGAAGGAGAAGCCGGACGUGGAAAGGGUGUGGAGGAGCAGGGGGCGCGAGCCGGUGAAGGUCAUGCACUUCAGCGACUCCUCAUUUGCUUACAACCAGACCAAUGCCGAAGCGAAGUGCACGAAGCCCAUCUGCUGCAGGGAUUUCGGCGAGCGUCCGAAGCACGUUCAAUUGCCCGCACUACCGCUCGGUAUGCGGACGUGCGACGCGCCAGGUAGGCUUGCAGACUCGAUGCUCGACGCAACACAGAAGUUCGGCGCGCAUGCGCGGUUCUCCAUCUUCACGGGGGACGUGAUCGACCACGCAGUGUGGGAUGUGGACGAAGAGAAUGUACCGAAGAACAUGCUGGAGUUCACGGACCAGUUUGCGCAGAAGCUGAGCGCGCCUCUCUUCCCUGCCCUAGGUAAUCACGAGUCCGCGCCGACAAAUAGCUUCCCUCGAGAUACCACCGAGCACGAGAUCACCGCAGACUUUGUGUUCGAUGCACAGAUGCAAGGCUGGAAUCAGUGGAUAGGUGAGAACGCGACAGCACAGAUCCAGCACCACUCGGGUAGCUACGCCGUCUUGGCGCCUGGCAUGGACCUCCGUGUCAUCUCAGUGAACACACAGUACUGGUACAAGCAGAACUUCUGGCUCUACGACAGCGACGAGCACCAGCCAGACCCCAACGGGAUCAUCUCCUUCCUCGUGGAACAGCUGCAAGCCGCGGAGGACGCCGGCCAGCGCGCGUGGAUCAUCGCGCACAUGCCGCCCGGGCGCGGCGACGUCGUGCGCGACCAGUCUGCGUACUUCGACCAGGUCGUGCAGCGCUACAAGGCCACGAUCGCGGGCCAGUUCUACGGGCACACCCACGCGGACGAGUUCGCGAUCGGGUAUGCGGACUACAGCGCGCGGACGGCGGAGAACGCGGUGAGCGUGGCGAUGAUUGGGCCGGCGAUGACGCCGAUGAGUGGGAACCCAUCGGAAGCCGACGGUGGAUAG